AUCAUGAUUCCUGGUGAUCAAGUUGAUUCAUUCGAUCCAUUGGUUAUCCACCCGAACAAUUCGCUUCUUGUUUCAAAUACUCUCAAUGGAAGGCACUGGAAACACUGUUACUCCUGUCAUYACCUGGGGGUCCUAAUUAACGUUUAUCGAUAGUUUGUCUUAAAAUAGGAAAAUGGCGAGCAUGACGAUUUUGAGAAGAAUAGCAACGGCGAAAUGGAUGGAUUCAAGAUCAGUGAUGGUCUCGAUUGCUAGUCCACUGUUAUUCCCGCCCAUGCUGUUGAUACUGCUGCUCUUAUCGAUYCUUUUCGYUGCCGAUACCGUAAAAGCAUUUUCUGCUACAAGCACUACGCAUACAAACUUUCACUCAGUCCGAAACGCAAAUGCAAAUCCACAUUGGUGCGCACAGACGAAGGGCACUUUGGUGUGCAUGCCUCUUGCAUCCACUUCCUCCUCGCUUGCCGCAUYUUCUUCUUUAGAAGAUCCCGAAGAAGGAGACGAGCCCACCCUAAUGGUUCCAAAAGAAGCCUUCACGUCCGAAGCUGAGAUUGCYGAGCGGGCCAACGAAAUGCUUUCAGGAAGCAAUGACAACGUCGACUUGCGCAGCGAGCUGGAAAAUUCAUUUCUGCAGUAUGCYCUUUCAAUCAUUUUGGGGCGGGCGCUUCCGGAUGCCCGGGACGGACUGAAGCCCGUCCACCGGCGCAUCCUGUUCGCCAUGCAGCAGCUCAAGCUCAAUCCCAAAGGCUCUCACCGUAAAUGCGCCCGCGUAGUCGGAGAAGUCCUGGGGAAAUAUCACCCGCACGGUGACAUGAGYGUCUACGACGCGCUUGUACGAAUGGCCCAGGACUUUUCCACMUCCUACCGGCUCAUCGACGGACACGGAAACUUUGGUUCCGUUGAUGCCGAUCCCGCGGCGGCCAUGCGUUAUACCGAGUGCCGUCUCACGUCGCUGGCAACAGAGGGGCUAUUAGAGGAACUUGAUCUAGAUACUGUGGAUUUUGCGGCAAAUUUCGACGGAAAUGAAGAAGAGCCAACCGUCCUUCCAUCCAAGCUCCCGCUUCUCUUGCUCAACGGGAGCUCUGGGAUCGCCGUUGGGAUGGCAACGAACAUUCCUCCUCACAACCUGCGGGAGAUUGUGGCGGCCUGCAAGGCACUGAUCGAAACCGAACGAAUGUCUACCGAGACCCAAACGAAAAGCAAGAAGGUCAAAAAGGGAAUCCUUUCGGACGACGAACUCUUCGAACUUGUUCCGGGGCCGGAUUUUCCAACGGGGGCGACGAUUCUAGGUACUUCCGAUGCAAAAAAAUUGCACACCACUGGCAACGGUCGGGUCCUGGUCCGAGCCAUCACACAUCUUGAACAAAUAAAAGGAAGCGGAAAGAAGAGCCGCAACGCCAUUAUCGUUACUGAGCUGCCCUACCAGGUCAACAAGGCGGCCCUACUGGAACAGAUAGCUAACCUUGUCAACGACAAAAAGCUUGAAGGCAUUAGUGAUCUGAGGGACGAAUCAGACCGGGAUGGCAUACGCAUCGUCCUUGAACUCAAACAACGCGAUGCAAACCCGAAGAUCGUACUAGCAAAUCUUUACAAGAAGACAAAAUUGCAGACAUCAUUUUCGGGAAACUUCUUGGCUCUCAUGAAGCCAGACUCUGUUUCGACAUCCGUAGAAAGCACAACGAAAGGAAGCAGUGCAAAGGCAUCUUCCUUUGCUCUGACACCCCAGAGRUUUACCCUUCGAGAUGCUCUAGACUACUUUUUGGAUUUUCGAUUUGAAACAAUACGGAGAAAAACGAGUUWUCAGUUGGGGAAGGUCCAAGCACGAACACACAUCGUCGAUGGGCUUUUGCUCGCGCUGGACCGCAUCGAUGACGUCAUCGAAUUGAUAAGGACCAUGCCGGAUCAAGCAGCCUGUCGUGCAGCACUGAUGAAAAUUGACGAAUCAGCUUCCAGUGGCAAGAACAAAAACAGUGAGCUUGCCCUUGGUCUGUCCCGUAUCCAGGCCGACUCUGUGCUAAAAUUGCAAUUGGGACAAAUGACGAGACUGAGCCACGAUAAGCUCAGCGAAGAACGCGACGAGCUGGAAUCUCGCCGAAAGGGCUUCCAAAGGAUUUUGGACGAAGACAAUGCGGUGUAUGAACUCAUGAUAGAAGAAAUGGCCGACCUGGAUCGCAAAUAUGGAGUUGAACGACAAUCAAAAAUCAUCUACGAUGAGGAUGGCGAGGUCCAAGAAUUGGAUAUGGUGAAAAAUUCGAGAUCGGGUAAGUUACAGCGUGCUCUUUGCCAUUUGUAACGCGUUGCUUGUGUGACUUCCUGCGGGGCAUAUCUUUCCUUCGUUUUGAAACAACAUACUGACGAUAAUGAUAUCCGGAUUCAUAGUUAUCGUGGUGACCCGGGGGGGUUACAUCAAACGGAUGGAAUUGAAAACCUUCGAGAGCCAGCGC
Messenger RNA from Pseudo-nitzschia multistriata, 2438 nucleotides. Lineage: Eukaryota; Bacillariophyta; Bacillariophyceae; Bacillariales; Bacillariaceae. The record is from the annotation of a GenBank genome assembly.